AUGGAAACGAAAGAUGCGUUGCUGAUAGUGUGCGAUGCGAGGGAUAGUGAGUUGGGUAUCGGUAUGGAUGAGGAUUCGUUCGUGGAGUGGAUGAACAAGGAGAAGAUCGACGUCGAUAUGCUCGGCUAUUGGAUGCGUAAUGAACGCGUCAGACCGGCCGCUUUAGGGCAUAAUCAGCUCGGUUAUUUCUUGAUGUGGCUGAGUAAUUAUUUUGCAUUGCCAUUCGACAUGAAAGGUGAACGUUAUCGUUCGGUAGAACAUUACGCCUAUCAACGAUUGUUUGAAGCACUUCAUUUGGACGAAAAAUGUGUCGAAAAAAUACGUACAACAGUCAAUCCAAUCGAUGUUCCAGUUGUUGUUGAACGUGUUUUGAAGGGACGUGAGGUGAGUGAUUAUUGUCGAGAUUAUCUUCAUGAAGUACAGAUGAAUACUUUUUGA
This is a messenger RNA of Anisakis simplex (herring worm), 438 nucleotides long. The record is from the annotation of a GenBank genome assembly. NCBI's taxonomy places the organism in Eukaryota, Metazoa, Nematoda, Chromadorea, Rhabditida, Anisakidae.